UACUAAACUCCUGAGCAAUCUAAACAUUCUGCCCCCCCCCCACCCCCACUCCGCCCAUUUCCAAUAACGUUUUGCCAGCCCUAUUCAUACUGCUGAUGUUUUCAUCUUGGCUGCUGCUCAACCAAUCAAUUUAACUGGCUGCUCAACUAAUGAUCGAUAAAAAUCAAACCCAUUACCUUUUUAGUGGAAAAUUAGAUAUCAAGAUAUUUCUUGAAAACUUAGAAAUUUCAUUAAGCCAAUGAUUUGCUCUUUGGGAAGACACUAUUUUAUUGCAGCUUUUUAUGUUUGAAAGGUUUAGUCAUCCACCAAUCAAUAGCGAGGUCCCAGAUUAUCAUUGUUAUGCAGUUUAGUGAUAAACACACUGCAAGUAUACUUUAUGCAGAUAAAUUCAACCCUAGAAAUUCAUACACUAUUAUGCUAUUAUGAUAACUUCUCGAUCACAACCUGCCGUUAAAUCUCCUUUGCUACAUUCUCCCCCACUUCAAAGUCCUUUGGCUAGAAAACGAUAAAUUCCCUUUCCAACAAUGGCAUGAUUUUCUUCUACCUCUUAUCCUACGUCAGAGUUAAAUUUUCAGUUAAAAUGAUGCGGAGAUUACGGAUUUUAGAGCCUCCUUGUUAAUCUUUUUUGCCUACGUCUACAUCCCUGGUGGUAACUAAUGAGAACUAGAAACAACAUUCCAAAAGCCUAUUGAGCAAAUCUUAAAUGUGUGGCCGCAGAAAACUCUUGUGAAACAGGUUGACUUAAUUUGUUUUUAGGGCCAUUUGCGACUUAUUUGCCCGGGCUCAAAAUUUGGAGCAACUCCGCCCCUUGGUCUCUCAUAUAUUUGCAUUUAGAAACUUUUUAAAUGAUAAAUGAUUAGCAACAUGGACUCCACAAGAAAUAUUUGCGUACUUUCCAGUUGCUCAUGUUUGUAAACAGUUUUGCAGAAUCUAUCAGUUCCAAAAGCCAGACCGACGUUUUAUUCCGUGACUUUUUCAAGGCUUUUGAUAAGGUUUCUUACGAUAAAUCAUGGUUAUAGCAACGCAGUAACGGUAUACGGUGACAAAUUAUUAUGUGGAUUAAAUUUUUUUUACUGGUAGAACUCAAAGAGUCGCAAUGGAAAGAGAAUAGUUGCCUCCUUGUAAUUUGAUCUUGGUGUUCCUCAAGGAUCUGUCCUUGGUCCCGUAUUCUUCCUUAUGUUCUUUUUGACAUUGUUAACGACGUUUCUUUUGAAAAAAAUACUUUUUGCUGAAGGAUCAAAACAAUAGAGGACUCGUUAACAUUGCAAAAUUAUUUGAUCAAGCUUUCUGCAUGGAACCGUCUUCGAAAUAUAAAAUUCAAUUUUAGCAAAUCCUGUUCUAUGACAAUUACGUUAAAAAGAAAUACCAUUCAAAAUGAUACCACAUUUCUGGUAUGACACCAAUCAAAAGUCGAGUUAUAUAAAUACUUCGGUAUUUUUUUGCAAGGACUUACGCUGGAAAAAAAUUAUUUAUCAAACAGUAGGAGAGGCAAAAAGAUCUCUUGGCUUAAUUCGGAAAUAUGUUUCUAAGGUUCAGAUCACACUAUACCGGACUGCUAUCAGAGCGAAGUAACUUUGAUAUCGGAUAGGAAUUAGAGUUACACUAGGCCACACCAAUCCGGUACACAACGCGAAAAUCACUUCGCUCUGAAGGUGAUACGAAAAUCACUCUGAAGUAACUCCGUAGCGGAGCGUUGUAGUGUAAUAAUAAUAUAAUAAUAAUAAAUAAAUAAUCUGUUUAAAGUUGGCGUACUAAAUGAACGUCUAAUUCCUAUAAAGAAGCUUAUUAAGGCCAACUAUCUAUGAAGAAUUAGUAUAAUAUAUAUAUCUGGUACAAUGUUAAAAAUGUUUAAGGUUUAAUAUUCUAAAUAAAACCUAACCAAACAAUAAAUGUUUUACACAAUCUACAGUCGCAUUCUACAGGGUGUGCUCUUAAUUCUUUUUUAAAUGUUGCCAAUGACUGGGACUGUCUUAUACUGUGAGGUGGUGUUUGCCACAGUUUUUGACCUAAAUAUCUCACAGUUUCUAUACCAUAAGAAGUUGUCCUGGCUUUUUGAUUUCACUCAUGAAACUAGGGUUCAGGUAAUGUUUGGUUUUUUAUAUUUCUAUCAUCAAGUACUGUAGAUUGCGUUGGUGAAUCGAUACUGCAUUGUCCAAUGUCAACAAUGCUUCGUAGUCAGCAUGACUGUCUUUAUAAGCAAUUCUGAGUGCUCUUUCGUGGAUUUUGUUCACUUUAGCAUUCAGAAAUCUGUCAUGGAACAUCCAAAUUAGGGGGCAUUAGUUAAACUGAGCUUUAUGAAGCUGUUCGUUAGAAGACGCAGUUUAUCAGAACCCAUAAAUGGCGAUACUCUAGCAAGGGCAUGCAAUUUUUGGCUGGCUUUUUUGCAUAAAUUUGAGACGUGACUUUUGAAAUUAAGAUUUUAAUCUGUUAUUACUCCUAGCAGUUUUUCUUCAGAGCUUUCUUCAACUGAAAAACUUUACCUAAGAUCAAAAUGACUUUGCCGAUUUUGAUCUUAAUGUCAUCUUGGUUUGUUCGAAAAGUAAGAAGAUGACUUUUCCCUUCAUUCAAUUUCAUUAAGUUUUCUGGAAAUCACUUUGAUAAAACAUGGGCAUCAAUUUCUAGCCGUUCUAAAACGAUGUAAUCGCAUGAAUCCGAUAUACUCCCGCUUUGAAACAAAGAAUUUUCUAAUUGUUUUCUGCUUGAAGCAAUUCGAUCGUUAGUGAAUAAUGGCGAUUUCUGAGAUUUUGUUGCUGUUGGAUAGUGCCCAACGAAAAUCGUCCAAACAUUUUCGUAUUUGGAUUUCAUUUCUUUCCAAAUUUCAUUGCAGUUGCCCUUGGACAAAACAGAUACACAUAGCAACGCAAUCUUGCUAUCUCUCAAUUUUCAGGGUUGUUUUCGUCAUUUUAUGCAGUAGUUACUGAAAACGAAUACUACGGCGCAACUUCAGAAAGACCCUCAAAUAAUUUAAUCUGGUGCAUUCUACGCAUGGGUUUACAAAAGUACACUUCAUUGUUUACCAGAAAUGCAGAGGAAUGCGGGCGUAUGAGCCAGCGGAGCGUCGUAGUGUAACUGCUACCCCAAACAUCACUCCGAAGUAAACGUUACUCUGCUCUGCUCCGAUAGCAUUCCGGUAUAGUGUAACUCUAACCUGAGUGUUAACGCCAGGUGCGAGAAAAACUUUACCUUGCGCUAUGCGCCUGCGAAGUCUGGUUGCGGUAUACUUAAUGAACUGAAACAAAGAAUCCAAAAGGUUCAAAGAAAUGGAGCUCAUUUUGUUAUGGGAGAUUUCCGUUAUUGAUCUGGUAUGACAGAUUUGUUGCUAAAGUUAUAUUGGGACUUACUUGAAUCACGCACAUUGCUAUUGCAACUGGAAUACGUUAACAAACUGUUUGCAAAUCAGGUUGCUUAGGAUCUAAUACUCCUCCUCCCCCCACCCCUGAAACUUGUCCAGUGACAAGGACUUGUCAAGAUCAUGCUCCAAAUUCGGGAGGGUUGAUGUUGAAAGAUUAUCAAUUUUCAUUCAAUCUUUCCAGUAUGAAGAACAGCCUGCCAGACAAUAUUGUGACGCAGAUAAAUUCGGAUUCCUUUUAUAGCCUAUGUUGAAAUCACCUCAGUAAAUUUUAACAUUGUAGUUGACAUUGUAGUGGAAAAGCUGACAUUGCAAACAUUUGCAUGAACCCAAAAGGGCUGUUAAUUGUAUGUUUGAUGAUGUUGAGCCAUUUUGAAAUUCUGUAAUUGCCAGAAACUUUUAUCAUAAGAAUCAACAUAAUUUGGUUUUUGUAAUUUUUGAUAACCAACACAUUCAUAGUAAGAAAUUGUCAAAAGAAUUCUUGUGACGUUUUUGUGCGCACUCACACAACAUUAUCUCUGAGGAAAUCAGGCUUAGGUUGUUAGAAAAUGUCCUGUUGCCUGUCGUUGCGAGAACCCAAGCCAUUAGUAAAAUUUGAUUGAGAAUUAUGUUGGCCUGCUGAGUCUCUAAGUAGAAAAGGUCUUAGCUUUGGAAGUAAACGAGGAAAGAUUGAGCUUAAUACUGAAUACUUUAUAAUAAUUCAUUCUUCGCUCUUAGCAUAAAGUACAACGAAGACCUUUAAGAAAUGCAACUAGCUUAGCUAUUAAUUAUUCAGUACUUCUUUACGUGCUAUAAAGGCUUCACACGUUUCAAAGUUGUCAGUCGUCUCUAGUUCUUACAGCAGUAAAAAAAGCUUACUUGAUUUUCAAUGUUGCAGAUAUCGCUCCUCUUUAGAAAGUGACCGGUUGUUGUGGCUUAUGGUUCAAAUUUACAGAAUGCAGAAUACCUCAUUGAAUGAAACUGUUAGAUGUUCUACAGGUAUACCGUUUCCCCGGCCAAAUAGUGGAAAGUUUUACGCAUCGACGAUAACGGAAAUUGUAUUUCUCAUAUCAACUUCGGCUUUUAGCAGCAUUCUUAAUGCCGUUAUUGUUGUCUCCCUCGUACGAAAAGAGCAGCUUCGAACGCCAGCAAACCUUAUCUUAACGAGCAUGGCUGUGAGCGAUUUUCUUGUUGGAUUUCUGUCAGAACCAAUCGCAGUAACUCGUCGCAUCUUUGAUAUUUACGGUUAUCCUUCUUGCUUAUUUCAGAGGAUGAAUUUGUUCCUUGGGUCUGCCUGCGUUCCAGUAUCGUUUAUUAAUAUAACAAUUUUUGCUUUUGAUCGGUGUUUUGCAACAGUGUUUCCAUACAGGUAUAUAAGAUACGUUACAUAUAAAAAGUAUUUGAUUCUGGUGCUGCUUGUAUGGAUUGCUAUCGUACUUCUUUCAUCGCUUUCGUUCUUCAAGGUAGUUACUCAGGGUUCAGUGGAGUUGAUAUAUUCAUUUCUUUUCUUGACAUCUCUCGUUCUUUGUUUCAUUUCAUAUAUAGUAAUAUACCGUACCAUAAGAUCAUUGACGAAAAGAACGGCUACAGUUGCAAUUGCUGAAAGUAUUCCAAGAAACCGUGAUUUAAAAUUGGUUGACAAUGGGGUGUCUCGCCACUUAAAUCAAGGUGCUACUUCAAGAAUUGAAAGACUUGAGAUAAGUGUGGUGAACAACGAAGAAGGUGGAAGCCCAGCCGCUAUCACUACCAACAUACGCAAUUUAAAAGGAGAGAAGUCAAGGUCCUGGACAGCAUUCAUUCUAUUAAGCGUCUUUUAUCUGUCUUACUUGCCAUAUUUCAUCUUAGGAAGGGUUUUUGAGCGGGUACAAGUAGAUGAAACUUCAAAGUAUAUAGCCAGAUUCUGGACGAUCAAUAUCAUUUUUCUUAAUAGCUCUUUGAAUCCAAUCAUUUACUGUGUAAGGGUACAAGACAUUCGGCUUCAGUUGAAAGCUACAGUAGCAGCUUGCUUCUCUCUAGUCAGACCAGCUGGAGAACUUUAUUGACUCAUUAACCUCAACUGCAAUUCGAAUGAGUGAAACAAACGAAUAGACGGGAAUUCAAAUAACAUUGAACGAUGGGGGAAACAACCGAUGUUUGGUCUCGUUAAAUGUAAAGCUUUUCUUGAACUGUAUUUCGUGACAUUAAAAAAUAAUAUUGUUAUGACACGGCUGCCUUCAG
This is a messenger RNA of Rhopilema esculentum, 5545 nucleotides long. The record is from RefSeq and is a predicted model, not a curated record. Lineage: Eukaryota; Metazoa; Cnidaria; Scyphozoa; Rhizostomeae; Rhizostomatidae.